This is a messenger RNA of Macroventuria anomochaeta, 913 nucleotides long. RefSeq lists its product as uncharacterized. NCBI's taxonomy places the organism in Eukaryota, Fungi, Ascomycota, Dothideomycetes, Pleosporales, Didymellaceae. The transcript has a single exon. The annotation marks the transcript as partial. The record is from RefSeq and is a predicted model, not a curated record. Gene Ontology annotation, biological process: C-terminal protein methylation. Gene Ontology annotation, molecular function: protein C-terminal S-isoprenylcysteine carboxyl O-methyltransferase activity. Gene Ontology annotation, cellular component: endoplasmic reticulum; membrane.
CACUGGCUUCGUUUGUUGGACCCUAGAGGCCUCCAAACAAUGCUCAUGGAUGUAAUGAACAUCCCUUACGCUCUUACUGUGCUCCACGCAGGCUACCUGAUCCAACUGUCCUUCCGCCAACCUAGUAGCAAAGUCAUCUCAACGAAAACCGAAUCAUGGCUGAUGUGGAUCGCUGCAUCACCCAUCGGCAUGGUGUUUGCGCGAACAGUGACACUUGCCAUUGCCCUUCACCAGGCCGUUGUCGCAUUAUCGCUUUCGCACACAUUACCGAAUAGGAACAAGGUCCUGCAAACCAUCUGUCCGACACCUCAGUAUCUCGACCCAAGGCUCUUCACAUGGUCAAGAGCCACAAUCGCUUCAUUAGCAUUGCUGUAUUUCGGAAGCUACAUCCGUUUCCAAGCCUACGCCCAACUCGGCACAAACUUCACCUACCGCAUCGCCAAACCAGACCAGCUCGUCACUUCAGGACUCUACGCAUACGUGCGCCAUCCAUCAUACACAGGCCUCCUCAUGGUGCUGUUGGCGAUGUACUCGCUCCUCCUCCGCCAGCGAGGACUAGUGAGCUGUUGGGCGCCUCUGGUAGAUGAGAAGAUAGUUACGGAUGAGAAGCAUGCGUACUUGAUGCCGAUCGUUGCGUUCAGUUGCGCGAUCUUUUUGUUCAUGGUCAGGAGAGUGAGGGAUGAGGAAGAAAUGAUGGAAAAGGAAUUUGGGGAGAAGUGGAGAGACCAUAAGGCGCGGACUAAGAAAUUUGUCCCGUAUGUCUAUUGAUACCAGACUGCACCCUGACCCCCACAUCAGGACAAGUCUCUUGAGAAUAUACGCACGCCACUAUCGAAUGGACACAUCAAAUCAACAUGGUUUGCGCAUCAAUUCAGUCGUCUCGUGGUGGACCGAGGUCGUGCCAGUCGUAGCG